Molecule: messenger RNA, 4331 nt
Organism: Lytechinus pictus (painted urchin)
Lineage: Eukaryota; Metazoa; Echinodermata; Echinoidea; Temnopleuroida; Toxopneustidae
Exons: 14
Coding region: 134-2011 (625 amino acids)
Cellular component (GO): plasma membrane
Source: RefSeq, a predicted model, not a curated record
GCUUCCGCUGCUGCUAGCGCGCCUGCGCCUACCCGCUUCCGCGAAACUGAGUUGGGCUCUGCUGUGCGAAAAUGUAUAAAACAAUGAAAUGAGUUGAUGUUUUAUAGCAAUUUUAGUUCAACUGCUUAGGAGAAUGUCUUCGUUUCGGAGGUUUAGCCAAUGGUUUCAACCGGAACCCGAGAAUGUGGUACUAAAUUGGAUUAGAGGAGCAAAUGUCGUCUUCGGGCCAGUGACAAGACGAUAUUUGGACUCUUUUGAAAAGUACAGUGGGGAUGCCAAGCAUAUCACAGAAAAACAGCUGAUGAAAGCUAUGAAUGAAAUUGGUUUCUUUCCUACUAAAUCACAAGUGUAUUGUAUGCUUCACACUGCUGCUGAAUGUGACCCAAGAGAUAAUACAGGUCACAUCACCUUCGGAGAGUUUUGUAUAUUUGCCUCAGAAUUAGAACAACAGUAUGUGCGACCAAGAAUUCUUCCUAGACUUACCUCACCCUCACAUUCCAGAUAUAGACCCAUCCCUCCUAGUCCUUCCAAGAAGCAAAGAUCAUCAGUCAUUUCAGAUUUCAAUGUAUUUUUAGGUGGCUCGUGCAAUCCUACUACGUGGAGGAGAGAUGUAGCUAUUCCUCUGCUUAAAGAGUAUAGCCUUACCUUCUACAACCCACAAGUAGAAACUUGGAGUCCUGACCUCAUAGAGAUUGAAGACAAGGCCAAGAGACUUGCUGAUCUUCUCUUGUUUGUCAUUGAUAAUUCUACCCGUAGCAUAGCCUCCAUGGUGGAAGCUUCAUUUCUUGCAGGUGCUCAGAGGCCACUCAUUUUGGUGCUAAAAGGAUUGCCUUCCGUUGUUGACAAUGAGAGAUUAUCAGAAAACACUACUUCUUCCACCUCCUCCGCUGCCUUAACCUUUGACCUCAGUAAUGAUGAUGACCCCUAUGACCCCGACAGGGAACUGGCCGACAUGGGGACGGCCCAUGCCUUCCUCUGCGACCUGGUGGAGAGACAGUGUUUGCCGAUCUUUGACGACCUGGACACGGCGCUCCAUUGCACGGCGAAGGUGCUGAACCAGGGCGUGCCGAUCCCGGAGUUGGGCCUGAGCGACGGGGCCCAGCCAGUCAAGUACCCGGAUGUCAGAAUCGGACUGAGACUGAUAAACUUGAAAGAGACUUUUAGGACAUAUGAUCCUCAAAAGACUGGCCUCAUAGCAUUAACAGAUGCGCUGCUAGCUAUGAGGUCAUUGACCCAGAAAGACCUGUCUUUCCCAGCCUACGAUCAGAUCGUCAGGAGUUGUAGCAAGUCCGGGGACAAACCAGAAUUUGACUACAACGAGUUCUGUUGCCUUGUGACGGAGUAUCUUUUCUAUCAACCCGCCCGCAAUGGCCUUUCAAAGUUCUUCCAAUCAACUUACAGGUUCUUCCGUCAGUUUGGGCGGGGCGAUGUCGAGGAGGAGGAGGAGGUUGAGGUCCAGCGAGAUGUCUUCCUCGGUGGAUCCUGUCGGGAUAGUCAUUGGAGGGAAAAGAUCGUCAUUCCAAUCCUUAGGAAAAAUGGCAUGACCUAUUUUGAUCCAGUUGUACCCAACUGGAAUCUCAGGUAUCUCCCUCUAGAGGCCCAAGCUAAGGACAACUGUAACUACCUCUUCUUUGUCAUCAAUAAUCUAUCCAGGUCAUCUGCUUCCAUGGUCGAGGUCGCUCACUAUAUUGGCCAAGCUCGGAAUGUGAUUUUGUGUAUACAGGACCUCAAAGAUGGAGUGGUCGUCAAUGGAGAGGAGCUUACUCCAAGAGCCGUCAAGGACUACAAUAGAGGGCGCCAGUACCUUGCCGACGUCGCCAGCCGCGAGCGUGUCCCGAUAUUCAGUGACGUGGAGGAGGCAACGCACGCCCUCGUGGAGAGGAUCAGGAGAGACCAGGAGAAGGUGAUGAGGGAGAAUCCGUCCCCCUCCCAUCAGGCCUGCUACGUCCCUUCCGCUCCACAGAACCCAGCGGAACCUCGGUCACCAAUGUCCUCCUGCCUUGGACUUUGACCCUACCGCAGCUGAUGGAGCCGAUGCUGACUCACUUGCCAAAGUCCUCCAGGGAGUAUCUAUUAUAUGAAAUAAUCGUUGCUGGGGUCAUAAAACUUCAUACAGUCAAACCUAUGUUAGUAGACAUCCUUCCAAAGCAGCCACCUGCCUAUAGUGACCACUUCAAGUGAUUACCUUGGAGCAGAAUGUGUGCAGAAGAGCCAGUCAAUAGCAGUCACUUGUUUACAAAGGCCACAUUAAGUGCUUUCCUUGGGUGGUCACUACAGAUGGGCUUCACUGUAUUUCAGAAUUAAAUUUUCUUUUAGAACAGCUCAGAUAUAGCUUGAAUUUUUAAAGAGCUUUUGACAAGUAGCAAUCUCUUGCCCAGAAAGAGUGCUCUACAGGAAUUAGGAGACUGUUUUCAGACAAUAUGACGUUGCCACCACUCCAUGUUGCUAAAACCCAUCCUUUUCUGAGCUGCCCUCAAAGUAUUUUAAUUAGGGGAUACAAGGUUUGAAGAGCCCAGCACUGAAGUGAUUGGCAAACAUGCUUCCUUGGUUUUCUUUUGCUGGCCAUUCUCUAAUUCUCUAGCUAGGUGCGAUGCAGCUUUCUUAGAAGCGUACCUGGUGAGUCUCGUGACCAUAAUCCCCUUUUCUGCGGAUUGGAAUUCUUGCCUUUUUCUUUGAAGUGACCUGCAGGGCCUGUUGCACAAAAGCUUGUGUUUGAACACAAAACAGAAUGUGAACUUCUGAUUGGGUGAAAGUUAAGCUGCGUUUGAUUUUCUCAAUUCACUUAAGGUGAUCGUUUCACUUUGUUCUGAUUUGAAAUUUCUCAUUUUGGCUCUUGGAAAUGGGCUAAACAUUAGGCUUAUAGUGUAAAAAUACAAUUCCAAAAGUUUCAAAGUAUCAUAUCUAAAGGAACUAUUCUAAAACUUUGGAGAUGUAAACCAAAGUUUGAAAAUAAUUGGGAGUUUGGUUCAGUGAAUAUGUGUAUACAGCGAAUCUGUGCACCACAAUUAACACAAACUCUAGAUGAAACCAGCAGACCUAACAUUAUACAUACAUUGUGUACAAGCUACAUGUACACUGAAUGCACAGUGCAGCUAAUAAUAGUGUGUGUAUAGGAGAUACACACAGCAGAAGGGAUUCAACACAGCUAACAGUUUUUGAAUUUGGGAAAACUGGGCACAUGCUGAAUGCGUCUUAGAGACGGUUCUCAAAAUCAGGCUAAUAAAUUGCUACUUGUGUCUAAAUUAGAGUUUUCAGCCAGGGGGGCCACUUACAUUGACGAGUGGAUACCAUGCGCGACCAAAUAACCAUGUAAAUACGAUGUCUUUUUGAAGAUAGGGCACGUUACGUACGUAACGUACUAAGGGUGUCAAAAACACUAAAAUAAUGAAAAAAGGUAUCUAUUUUCGCUAGGAAGGCUACGUGUUUAGGGUCAAAUUUGCGAAGGUAUAAAAAAUUAAGACUAUUUUGUUUUAUAAAGGAUGUACGUUUUGCACCAAGAGUCAACACUACGUGUUUAGAGUACUAUUUGCGCAAGGUGUGGCUGCACUAAACCCAAUGAUGUAGGUAAAGGUAAAACCGACGUCCGUGACAUAACAAUUGAAAUAUCGCUGUACAGGGGUUCAAUUCAGGGAAUACUUGCCAAUAGUAUCAUUUUGUUUCCAAUACUUGUUAAGGGUAGGGUUUCACACGCCAAUACUUAAGGGGCGUCAUUUUCAGAAUAUGGAAAAUACGUGUUUAGGGUGCUUUUCGAGACCCCAUGGUCGCGCAUGGUAUCCACUUGUCAAUGGAACUGGCCCCUCCGGGAGUUUUCAAUAAUAUAUUGUGGUCUGUUUCAGGGUUUUGAGGACAAAUCAAGCAUUCAUACACAUGUUUCAUCUUAGUUUGAUAAUUUUUUUUUUAAAUCAGCUCCUCACAAGGUGAAACGAUCCUUUUAAAAUCAGAUUUUUUACUGCAUACUCCUCACAUAGCUUUUGCCUAAUGAUAUGCACCUUUCAGUACCAAAGAGUAGGUUAAAAAAGAAAUGUUUGCAUCUUUACGUUUAAAAGGUAGUGUUUACUUUCGCUCUUUCAUAUUUUGAAUGAAGGACAUCGACUUAUUAUAUUGUAUAUGUAAUGUGCAGCAGAAACCAAAUUUAAGUCCUGGAAAAUAUUAACCCUUAUUUUACUUGAAGGGGGGUAUGAUUGAACCCCCCUAGUAAAUGCUUUGUCUGAAAUAGCCCAGUUAAAAUAGGGUUAAGUGACAGUUCUGAUUUUUUUUUGGAUUGAGUAGCAUGUUUUGGAAUAAUUUAAGAAAACAAUUCGUUUGAAAUAAAGAUAUACUUGUACAAAUUA